Oryzias melastigma (Indian medaka) is the source of this 3358-nucleotide messenger RNA. Its product is annotated as golgin subfamily A member 6C-like. The coding region runs from base 106 to 1632 and encodes 508 amino acids. NCBI's taxonomy places the organism in Eukaryota, Metazoa, Chordata, Actinopteri, Beloniformes, Adrianichthyidae. The record is from RefSeq and is a predicted model, not a curated record. The transcript has a single exon.
UUUGAAGGCGAUGACCUCGUUUGAGGUCAUCAACUCAUUGCUCUUGUUUUACUUAUAGUUGGCGUUUCAGACACAGACAGUUGUCCGAGUUGAUCGACGACAUACAUGAGAAACAAGCACGUUUCACAUUUGUCUGAGAAACUGAGCAUACAUCACCUUUUGGAAAUGUCCUACGAUAAAGAAUUUCAGGAGAUGGAUGUUUCCAUCGAAGAACUGAACAUCAUCACCGAGAAAAUUCUUCAGCAAAAUGACACCUUGAACAAACAUGCUGAAAACCUUUGCAAGAAAUUGCAAAAAAGGAAAGAUCUCGACGCUUCAUACAAGGAACUGAAGAAAUCCCGUAAAGCUGCUAUCGAUGAAAACAAAAGACUGGUGAAGCAGGUGGAGAGUCUAAGAGUGGACAUCGAAAAGCAGAUACACGUGGAAAAAAUGUGUGAAGAAGAGAGGAAAAGAACAACUCAGGUCUUUGAAAGUAACCAAGACCUGAAAGCAGUUAUGGCCACACUUCAGUUCAAGCUUCAGCAGCUGAACUAUACAACGGAAAUGAAACAAAUACUUUCUGUCUUCAAGUCUGAGAGAAAAAGUUUGAAACAAGAGAACAGAGUUCUCCAGUCUCAACUGAAGGAACUCCAGAAAAAGACUGCCGACAAUGCACACCUUUCAGAGCUGGAUCGGGUGCAAGUGAAACUGAAUGUUGCCAGGGAGAAAGAUUUGAAGACAAAGAUCGAACACAACCUUCUCCAGAAACAAAUCCGAGACCUGCAGGUUCAGAUCCAGGCUCCAAAACAGGAAAUUGCUGUUUUAGAGAAAGAAAUCCAGGAUCUCCAGAGGACAGAUGAGGAACUAAAAGUGGCUAAAGCUGAAUUCCACAAAAUCUCUGAAGAAAAGUCUCAACUUGAAGACAAGAAGAAGCAGCUUCAGGAUGAGGCUUCACAUCUGAAACAGCAGCAGGAAGAGUUACGUGAACUGGUUCUUCAGCACAACAAGGUACAGAAUAAACUGAGACCCCUUCAAGCAGAAACGAAGACCCUCCAAGACCAAAGAGAUAUGCUGACUGACCUUCUCAAACACCGUCAAACAUUGGAGACUAAAUGUAAGGACAUGAAAUCAGAAACUGACCGUGUGGUGGCUGAAAACUUCCACCUUUAUGUUCAAGUUGAUGAUUUGCAAAAGAAGGUUUCAAAUUCCAAUGAUGUGGAGGACAAAGUUUUAAAAGUGAAGGAGAAAAAUUUGAAGGUGAAGGAAGAACACGACCUUCUCCAGAACCAGAUCCAGGACCUGCAGGUCAAGUUCCAGGCUACAAAACAGGCGACCGCUGCUCUAGAAAAAGAAUUCAAAGAUCUCCGGAAGAAUGAUAAAAAACUGGAAAAGGCCAGGGCUAAAUAUCAGAAGAUCUUUGAAGGAAAUUCUCAACUUGAAGAUGAGCAAAAGCAGCUUCAGGAUCAGGUGUCACACCUGAAACAGCAGCAAGAAGAGGUUUUUAAACUGGCUCUUGAGUACAACAACGUACUGACUACACUGAGAACCAUUCAAGAGGAAACAAAGACCUUCGAAGACAGAAGAGAUAUGCUGACUAAUGUUCUGCAACACUGUCAAACAUUAGAGAUGGAAUGUAAGGACAGAAAAGCAUAAAUGGAUCCUGUGAAGGCUUAAAACUUCCACCUUGAUGUUCAACUUGAUAAUCUGCUAAAGAAGCUUUCACAUUUCAGUGAUGUGGAAGAAGGAGUUUUGAAAGUGAAGGAGGAAAAUUUGGAGGUAAAGAAAAAACACGACCUUCUCCAUGACCAAAUCCAAGACCUGCAGGUUGAGCUGACAAAUCCUCAUUCAAAACCGUCAAACGCUGAAGCCUGAGUGUAAUAAAGACCUAAAGAACUAAAGAACUCCAACUCUUAUAGAGAAAUUAAAAAUGUGAUUGGAUUUGUAAUCCUUCUGCUAUCUCUUUUGUGUAUAUGUAUAUAUUUAAAAUGAAAUGAGGGUGGGUGUGUGUGUGUGGGGUGGCGGGGGGGGACUAUCAUAGCGUACUCCACAAACUGACCUCCUCCCUAGAAAGUGAUGUUGCUUGUUAGGGAGGAGACCUCAGGGUGUACGCAUUUCUUAAAAGUCCCCCCCACCACCACCACCAUUCACACAAAUGUUCACAAUGUUGUAAUGUUGUAAUGAUAUGUAAUGUAAUGUUUUAGAGUUUAGACCGGCGUUAUAAAAAAAUAAAAAAUAAAUAAAAAAAGGGCGACACACUAAAAAGUGUGUUUGUGUGGGUUUUCUCUGAGCGCUUCAGUUUCCCCCCACCCAACCAGAAUAUAUAGUUUUUAGGAUUAAGAUUGUUUGUUUAAAUUAGUAAACUGGGAAAAAAAGUGUUGCAAUUCUUCUAAUUCUUUAAAUUAAAAAAAAUAAAAAAACAAACAAACAAACAGAUAUUUGAUUCCCAGUUUUUUAAUUACGGUCGUACAAAAAGAAUUGCAACACACCAAAUUUUUCCCCUCCGUGAACUGCCACCUUAACGUUGGUGGAGGGGUUUGUGUGCUCGAGUGAACCUAGAAGCUAAUCUGUCCAGAACUGAUACCCAUGGUAUGAUGUCUACGACAGAUGGGUUCUAGGUGACGAGCCAGACUAAGAGCGGUUCAAAAUCAGUCAGAAACAACAAGGUCCAGUUGGAACAUCCAGAUUGCAGUCAGGACAGGCCUGGAGCUGGGGCUCUUCCCAUCCUAAAGAAACAUUUCAAUGUGGGCCCCAUAUGGUUUACCUUUGAGCUGAAUUGGUGCGCCCCAGGUGGGUUUGUUCGCAAAUUUCAUGGUGGCCCCAUCUGUGUUUGCCUACAUUGGCUUAGGUGGGGACUCAGUGGUCUGGGUCCCUACGCUAACCAGCCGCCCGGUGGACAGCGUAAUGAGCUAAUACGCUUCCCGGUAGAAAGCGUAGCGAGUUAGAGAGCUCCGCUGCCCAGCAAACCAGACUGCUGAGUGGUCCCUCAAGCCAGUGUGGGCAAACACAGGUGGAACCACCAAUCAGCCCAAAGCUCAGCCCAUAUGGGCCUUCAUUGAAAUGUUCAUUGGGAUGGGGGCUGGUCGAUUCCGACCCAACAAAAAGAAAUUGAGCUCUCCUCCCAGGGCCCAGCACUUCCGGGUGAGCUGAUAAGACGCUGAUGCAUUGUGGUUCGUGCAGCAUUGGAUGGCAGGUGCCUUGGCAGCAUAUCAUGGAAGAUUUUUUUUUUUUUUGGUUUGCAUUAGGGAUACAGUUUGCUCACGGUUUGAUAAGUACCUCAAUAUGAGCAUCACGGUUCUUUAUGUAUGUAUUGAGCAAGAAAAAAAAACCCCGAAAUCCUACUAUUCCAUAGAUAAUCAUUUAUUUUACACAGAGAAAUACC